Molecule: messenger RNA, 2528 nt
Organism: Porites evermanni
Lineage: Eukaryota; Metazoa; Cnidaria; Anthozoa; Scleractinia; Poritidae
Source: the annotation of a GenBank genome assembly
AUGAGUUGUGAAGAGGAUCAAGAGGAGGAGAGGGAAGUUUUACGUGCUAUUUAUGAAUCGGACAAAAAUUUCAUCGAAAUUAACCCUACGACGUUUCAAUACAAGUUUGGUGAAGAAGGACACUACAAGUCGUUCCUAUUGGAAAUUUCUUGGCCUGCAGAUUACCCCACGUGUCUUCCGAACAUCGGAUUAGAUGCGUUUUAUAAUCGGCACAUCAGCAGUACAGUGAAGGAGAGUGUAACCGACCGGAUCAAAGAACAAUGCGAAAUGUGUCUAGGUUCUGCUAUGACUUUUUCGAUAUUUGAUUGGACAAAAGAGCACGAGGAGGAGCUGAUGACAAAGCAACAUGAGCCGGUAUGUGGGGCUCUGCAGGGGAGAGGCUCAACCAUAAAAAGUCAUAAAACGGUUUUGCACGUCGUCUGCUUGUUAUAUGGGGGUGGGGGAGGGUGAAACACUGAGUAGGUAUUUUGGAUGGAAAAUGGACUUAAUGAACUUGGGAGCAACUAACAGUCAUGUGUUAUGGGUAAUAGGUCGUGGGUCAUGGGUACAAAGUCAUGGGUCAAGGGUACCAGGUCGUGGGUAGUGUAGAUCCACGAAAACGUAAAGGGUAAAAUGGAGAAGAAGUCCCUCGGGGUAUAGCCUGAGAAAACAGCCGACAUUUCAUGACGUCACCACUGGUUUCCCGCGAAAUGACGUCUGAUAAAUGUGCGCAGAAAUUUCCAUACUGAUGAUGCGUCACUACCCAGAUCUGGGUAGUACAUCUGAUUGGUCUUGCAGCAUGGGAAAUUUGAUUCAACCAAUCAGAAGAACUACCCAUAUCUGGUUAGUGGCGUGUUAUUAGUCACAGCCAAUCAAUUCCGAAUUACACUCCAAAGGGAAAAGUAAAUACUGUACCCUCUAGAACACUUGACUGUUGAUAAAGUGGGUUGUGGAAAACUAAAAGCAGAGAAAUCUUGUCUCACACAGAAAGCCAUGUUUUUGCAAGCAAAGAGUAUGAAUGCAAGUGAAGGUAAAAAAUUCUUGUGAAUUGAAGCGAUACAUUUCUCAGAAUAUUUGAAGCAAUUCCUGGAACUCUACAGUAAAUAAAUUUGGUGUUUUGGCUAAAUUUCUCUUCAGCCAGGCUUUGUUGUAUUUAUUUAGGCUUAAUAUUGUCAAAUUGCUUUAGCUAAAGGGUUUUUCUGAAACAUGUGACAAGGUUUGUUCUCCCCUUGGUAGUAAAACGUUUUAUACACGAUAGAAGCAUAGAUGUAAAAAUGAUAAUUUUUUUUGAUACAUUCGUGAAGUGUAAUGAACCAGUUUAAUAUUGAACUUGAUUGGAAAUUCACUCAUUCACUCACUCCAUGGCAUGCGUGCUCUAAACCUUAUUGUGGACAAGUUUCAGUAAUAAUAUGCUGAUUUAAUCUUAAGGACUUUUAUAAAAUAAAUUUGAUAUACUUUGAUAUACUUUUUUUCACCUACCUGUCAUCAGCCUUCUCACUUCAAUUCACUAGUCAAUCGCCCCCACCCCCUAUCCCAGGUUUUACAAAUUCCCCAGUGAAUCAACCAAUAUGGUGUAUGGAUUUUGAAACUGAAAUCUGUGACGUACAGGAAUUCCUGUCUCCAAAAUCUGUCUUUGGAUUUUAAACUUACUUGCAUUCUUAAACUUAAAGCUGUAAUAGUAGCCAGCACUUUUCCUUACAAUAUCACUACUUAACUAAUCACAAAAGUAAUGAAAAACACCAAAAAUAAGGUGGAAAGGUUGGCUUGUGGCAAUCAUGCUCUGACAAAGUGUAUAAGAGCAGGCUUAUUGCUAUGUGUUGCAUGGGUGGUCAAAGCCACCUCAGUCUGUUCAGAAAAUUCAGGCUGAGAUUUCAAUGUAAUGGUUGAAAUCCUACACUCAUUUGUAAUAUAGAGUAGCCUGCGAACAGCAGACGCAUUUCUGGUCAUCGCUUCUCUGCCUCUCUGCCUACGGAGGGAGAGAAGCGACGAGCGGAAAUGCGUCUGCUGUUCACAGGCUAAAUAUAGAGAUGAGUAGGGUGCAACAAAAGUGCAGUGCAAUAGCCUGGGGCUAGUGGAGCAACCAUUCAAGCUACAUUGUAGCAUGUUUUAAUAUUAGAAGUUUUCCAAUGGGCAAGCAACAUAUUUUGCCAAGAUGAUUUACAUGGUAAUGAAAAAGGGAGUUGGUAAGCCUGCACAACUACUCUGGGCUAGUGAACAUUGGUAAGAGUUUGCCCUUGGGCAAGUGAGUUUUUAAAUUUCAUCUCACCUUGAUGAGCUUAAUCAACAUCCUCUUCUCACAUAGGUCACAGUGAAAAUAAUAAUGCUUUUGAAUACUCUCUUUUACACAGGAUCAGGCAGUCAAAGAAGAGCAAACCCCUGAGCAGGAAAGAGAGAUGCAGCCAGCCAAGAAGAAAGAGAAAAAAGAAAUUUUAACAAAAAGCCAAAAGCGAAGAAUUGCUGAUAGAACAAACUACAAAGGGGAAAGAGAAAGGGGGUGGAACUGGGUAGAUGUUGUAAAACAUUUAAGUAAAACAGGUAAAACAGAUUAG